Molecule: messenger RNA, 2976 nt
Organism: Xiphias gladius (swordfish)
Lineage: Eukaryota; Metazoa; Chordata; Actinopteri; Istiophoriformes; Xiphiidae
Gene: rnf217
Product: ring finger protein 217
Exons: 7
Coding region: 102-1811 (569 amino acids)
Biological process (GO): protein polyubiquitination; ubiquitin-dependent protein catabolic process; positive regulation of proteasomal ubiquitin-dependent protein catabolic process
Cellular component (GO): ubiquitin ligase complex; cytoplasm
Molecular function (GO): ubiquitin conjugating enzyme binding; zinc ion binding; ubiquitin protein ligase activity
Source: RefSeq, a predicted model, not a curated record
UGGUAGCAGGAGUUGUACGAGAGAGAGAGAGAGAGACAGGAAGAGGUCCGUCCGGGAGCGAGAGCGAGCGAGAGAGAGAGAGAGAGAAAACCGCUCACCAGAUGGGGAGAGCUAAACCGGGGAUGGAAGAUGACGGACCAAUAGCUGACGCCUGUAAAAUGCCGAGUUUUAUCAGCAGUUUCGAGGAGGGGAGGGUGAAAUUGUCCCGCAACCUCCCGACAGAAACUUCCCUCACGGAUGGUAAAGUUGAGCGGUCGGCCAGAGAUUUGAACCGACGUGUCACCGGAUCCAACUCUCGGUUAUCACUCGAGGGAGGAGAGAGGGAGUCGGAGGAGAGGGGCAGCGAGGAGGAGAGGGAUGCGGAGGGCAACAACAACAACAACUGCAACAGCGGAGGAGAGAGGAGGAGGGCGAGCGCUGUCGAGAUUUUGAGGCGGAAUUUCGGGGUUUCAAAAUCUCCCUCUCUCCGUUUAAGUACAAGCAGUCGGAUGCAGUGCGGCGCCGAGCAUGAAAACCACCUGGGAAACGUUAACAACGCCGUUCCUAGCGGCCAUGAAAGUGACUGUGGCGACUGUAAAAAGUCGGACCGAGAAACGGGCGAAGCUGGGACGCGAAACGAGCCAACCUUGAGCGAGCUAGCGACUUCGGACGCUUGUGUAGUUAAGUGCCAUCAUUUAUGUGACAGUGACAGCAACACGGUAAGUUUGGACGAGGCGCUUACUGUCAAAGAACACGUCUACUGCACUGUUUACUGCAUCGCCAACGACCGUCAUCAAAAAGACGUUGAAAUCACAAGCCGCUACGAUGAAACGGUCACGUCUGAGGCACCAGAAAUGGACUCGGGGACAGGGCAGGAUGGAGUCGCGAGUCCCGAGCCGGCGCUGUACACACUGGACGACCUGGUGGAUCCUUUCGGGGAUAUGUCCCAUCACCUGUACACGGAGCAGGCCGGUGCAGAGAGCGCGAUGCAGAGUUGCCGGGUGUGCCUGGAGGACAAAACCAUCGCACCCUUGUCUUGCUGCAGGAAGGCCGUGUGUGAUGAGUGUCUGAAACUCUACGUCAGCUCCCAGGUGCGAGUGGCCAAACCUUACAUCAGCUGUCCAAUCCCGGAGUGCAGUGGCUACCUGGAGGAGGGAGUGGUGAUUUCUCACUUGGCCAAUGAGGACGUGGCAAAAUACCGUUACUUUUUGGAGCUGAAUCAGCUGGAUUCAAGCACCAAGCCCUGCCCCCAGUGCAGUCAGUUCACGUCUCUGAAGAAGCACAACCCCAACCACUCUGAGCACAAGUACAAGAUCCAGUGUAGCAAUUGCCAGUUUGUGUGGUGCUUUAAAUGUCACGCGCCCUGGCACAAUGGCCUCAAAUGCCGCGACUACAGGAAAGGAGACAAGCUGCUACGAACCUGGGCAAGUGUCAUAGAACACGGACAAAGAAACGCCCAGAAAUGUCCACAGUGCAAGAUCCAUAUUCAGCGUACAGAGGGAUGUGACCAUAUGACCUGUACACAGUGUAACACUAACUUCUGUUACCGCUGUGGAGAGCGCUACCGACACCUACGGUUUUUUGGGGACCAUACAUCCAACCUCAGUGUGUUUGGCUGCAAGUAUCGCUAUCUGCCUGAUAAACCUCAUCUGAGACGGCUAAUUAGAGGGUCUGUCUGUGCCACUAAGGUGCUGAUAGCUCCAGUGGUCAUUCUGCUGGUCGUGGUGCUUGGAGCUCUCGCACUUGUGAUAGGUUUGGUAGUUUUCCCAGUCUACUAUGUGUGUAAGAGGAGGAAGAAGCAGCGCACUCAGGGCUCUGGACGGUGGAUCUGAAACCUGCCCUGCACUACAUCCAGACCACACACACACACACACACACACAGCUUGAAAUGGCGACGCCCACAUUUCCUCAGGGACAGAAGCGCCAGCCUGAGUCAUCGCAAAAGUCUGGGAGGAACAUCAGAAAAUGGGGACUGGCAAUUAGUGCGGACCUGCAUUUUCUGAGCUGAAAAGGACAUAAAACCCCACAAAUUUAAGAUAAAUUCUUGAAGAACCACUGUCCUGUACAGUGCUGUACAGAGGAACACAUAAUGAAUAGUAAGUCUUUGAAUCCCUUAAAAAUUAAGAAAAUUUCACAGCUGUCAGGAAUUUCCUGCUGGCCAACUCUUGUCCCGGAUGCGUUACAGAAAGUUUCAGCAGUGCACAUGUGCAGCUUCUCAGUCUCACAUUUAACAACAACUACCUUUCAGGAGAACAACCCUAAACACAGGUAACAGACGGAUGCAGUUUCGUUUACACCUGCACUUUUGAGAAUGCGUUAAAAGAGGAAGCUGGGAGCCGGUUGGUUAGAUGUUUUGACUUAUGGAUUUUGUGGGCAAGAGGCUUUGCCAGUGUUUCAAGGAACAUUCAACUGCUGGGAGAGCUGGAAAAUGAUAGGAGGAGCUCAGAGGUGACCAACAUGGAAAUGUGAGGAAAUAAUAAUGUCCUUAUUUGCAAAGGUUGUUUGUUCUGCAGUUAGCAAUGAAGAAGUGCAAGAUGGAAACUGAAUUUGGAUCAAGCCAUGAUGGAGAAAUGAGUUCUCACUAAUGCAACAAGACCCGGACAUUGACUUAGUUCAUCUUCCUCUGUUGGAAACUCAAUUUUCAUUGGAUAUUGAAAAUGUCUGUUGCAAUUUGAGUCUUUGACAAGCGCCCACUGUGGAAAAUAACAUAAAAGGACUAAACUUGGAGGGAUGGAAGGAUGAUGCUACUCUGAUAAUGCUAAUCUUGGCUACCCUGGAUAAUACUGACUCUGCCUGAUCUCAAGUUCUUGUGCUAGAAGCCUUGAAAGAUUGGGUUGUGUGUCUAAGAAUGACUUUUUCCAAACACACAUUCUUCGCACUGACCCAUAAAUGAAAUAUUGGAAAUACCAAUGAAAUUUUUGUGAGCCUCCAUUUUUUCCUGUUGUGGUCUUCCAUCAACUCCUCCCUCUUUCUGUCUCUGUCCUUCUCACUUUCCUU